This is a messenger RNA of Cylicocyclus nassatus, 1115 nucleotides long. NCBI's taxonomy places the organism in Eukaryota, Metazoa, Nematoda, Chromadorea, Rhabditida, Strongylidae. The record is from the annotation of a GenBank genome assembly.
CAAGUGCUACUUUCCAAAUGAUCGCUUUAGCACUGCUUUGCCUGCUAUUGUCAGCUGAGAUGCUUUCUGUGCGUGUCAGCAAUAAAGCGCCAGUUAAAUCCUUCAUUAAAAAUGAAGAUCCUGUAUAUGUCGAAGAGAUCUUUGCAGACGAAGCGUCCAAUACUACUUCUUUGAGCGAAGAUGAUGUACCACCAAAAGAAAUACCCGAUGACGAUGCACCACCGGUGGAGUUCGCGGAGGAUACUUCCUUGCAUCCUUCCAUAACUACGCGGAAAACAAAAGGAAUUGGCAGCUCGAGUGCCAGACUCACAAAUAAGACUAGAACUGCUGCAUUUGCAAAUAUUGCGACAAUAAGUCCCCAACGAAAUCCACGGAAGCUUAUGGCUAUGGGAGCUUUACUAAAGCAACAACUGACGGAGCUGCGUGAAAAAAACCGUAUAGCUUUUGAAAAUUCAAUGAAAAGAAGGAAGGAUAGAAGCUAUCAUCUCAAAUGGGCACUAUUUCUCAUACCGCUAAGUGUCCUUGUUGCAUAUGCUAUAUUCGUCAUAGUCAAAAGAAGAAGGUACAGUUUGCAGAUGGAAACUAGCGCUACAUCAAUAUCGAUGCAGGAACAGAGGAGAACUCCCAGUGCCGAAUUGAGAAAAAUGAACUGGACAACCAAAAGAAUACCAAGGCCUCAGCCAGUGAUUUCUGAUCAUUUUGACAAGAAAAAAUUUACGGACAAAGGACCUUUAGUUCUGACUAAAGAACUCAAAGGCGAUGUGAAGUUCGCCACAUUGCCUUCCCAUGAGAUUGUGAGAGUCGAAUUUGACGAUAAGCUGAACGAAAUAGUUCAGAUUGGCUCAAGCGUGGAGGUUUAUCCCAAAGAGGAUCAAACACAUCAAAGCAACGUGAAAUCAAAACUGAAGAAAGACCUCGAAACAUCAAAAGCUUUGCCACUGGAUCGCACUCAACUCAAAUCAGUAAAGGAUACUAGAAGUAAACUCGAAGAAAUUAAGGAGAUGAAAACGGAGCCUGCAAGCACUUCGAUUGCUGAUUUACAAUCUGCACCAGCAGAAGAACCACUCUCGAAUGGUAGAAGUGCACGAACGCCAUCGAAUCGAAAUUAGGAUUGG